Molecule: messenger RNA, 708 nt
Organism: Monoraphidium neglectum
Lineage: Eukaryota; Viridiplantae; Chlorophyta; Chlorophyceae; Sphaeropleales; Selenastraceae
Exons: 3
Coding region: 1-708 (235 amino acids)
Source: RefSeq, a predicted model, not a curated record
AUGUUGCUCUAUAGCCUUGCGGAGUACAUGGAGUCGCGCGCGUGGCCGCCCGGCACCGCCGGCGCGCUGGCGCUGCCGGUGGCGCAGGCGGGGAUGAUCCUAACGGAGGGUGUCGUAUGCAGCUCUGGCCGGGCGCUGCACAUGCACACCGCCCGCAGCAGCGACGCCCGCGCCGCCCUGUGCCGGCCCCCCACGCCGCAGUUCUGGAAGGCACGCAACUUGCACCGCGCCUGCGCCGCCAAGCCCGUCACCACCGCCAUGCUCAAGGGCGCGCGGCCCCACUACGUCAUCCGCCCGCGCGCCAACAACACAGCCUCAGGCGACACGCUCGUCGUGCUGCACGUGCGGCGGCGCCCGGCGCCGCCAGGGCGCCCGCGCACCCCGGACCUGCCUCCUCUGCCCGGGAUCACAUUCACCACCAAACCGGCCGCACCGCCAGCCACGGUGGCGGGCACGCAGCAGCCCGCGCAGCAUGAAGCCGGCGACGGCGGCGAAACGGGGAUGCUGUUGACGGGCGUCGCGGUGGGGACGGCGGCGGCGGCGGCGGCGGCGGCGCGCGGGCGCGUGGACGCGGCGCUGGCUUGGGUGCUGAGCGGGGCGGUGGCGGGCGGGGGCGGCCGCACGGGCGGCCUCAACUGGCGCUUGCUGGAGGCCGGGAUCGAAGACAUCUGGCCGCCCAGGUGGGGUUUUGGUUUUGCUGGCGAUUGA